AUGAAAUUUUAAACUACUCGACGCUUUAUUAGCUAGUUUUUUGCUCCUACUAGGAGAUUUUCAACUAUAUAGGACUCAAAGUCUAAGAGAGCCUUACUAGAAAUUAUUGAGGACAGCCCUUAUAAGUUCAAUCAAACUAAAGUACCUCCAGAGUUUGAAGAUGCUAAAUAGAUUCAUCCGGAGAUUUUGGAUUGGUUUCGCAAAGGCUAUGAAUUCUUUCUUUAAUACUCAAGCGAACAAAAUCAUGAUAUGCUAAAGUAAAUGCUAGAACCAUCUCUACAAUCAGAGGUUUAAGAAUUUCUGAAUGAAAAUAUUAAGCUAAACGAGGCUCAACUAAUAGUGGAAAACAUUGAAACAGAUGUAUUUGACAUACGAGUAGUAGCCUAAUACUUUUAAAGUGGAUACCAUAUUGAUAGAGCUAGAAAUAACAAAGAAUACAUUGUAAGAUUUAAACCUGAGUUUGAAUACAAUGGAGACUUGCACGUAUUUAUGAGUAAAGUACCAAUGAAAUUUACAACAGUACCUCUUAACAUAGUCUUAGAGCUAAUUAUUAAGACUAAUAUGAAGUUAAAUUUGGAAUGGCAAGGCAAAAAGCUAUUAGGUGAAAGUGAAAUAAUCGAACCAGAGUAUCAUCAUGUAAGAUUUGAAGGUCACAUUAGAAACUACACAAACUAUGUGAAUGACUUAAUCAGAAUGACUAAAAGAUACUAGAAGGUUAAAGCUAAAUUUGAUGAGGGCAAGCUGAUGGAGGAGGUUGAUUUAAAUCAAAAUAUGGCUUACAUGAUGAUGGACACCAACAUCUCUACGAUUAAUUAUCAGUAGCCCCAAAUCAAGGAAAUUACUCACUAGCAAUUCACUUAAUCGAGAAACAGAGGUAGUAUCACCUAAAGAGAUAGAAGUUCUAAUCACAUAUAAGUGAACGGCAAGUAAAAAGACUUGCAGAAUCAUGAUAAAGCUCUUAAAAGCUUAUCUCAAAUGAAAAAUAUGAUGCAUACUUAAAAUCAAAGUCAAUAUAAUUACCCUUUACAGUAAUAGCAUUUGGCACAGUAAAAUCAGAAUUAAUUCUUAAACAGAAAUAACCCUCUAAGCAGAACAGCAAACACUCCUAUAAAAUUGCAAUAAACAAUUAAUAAAACUCAGAUCAAGAACAGGUAUUAAGAGAGCUGCCAAAAGGAAAAUAUCAGUUCAAGAUCUAAUAUGAGCAAAACCUAAGAUUAGUUCCAGGUUGACUUAAGCAGCAGUACUAUCUAAGACUAACUUGAAAAUAAUCAAGUUCAGAUUUCAAUGAAUGUAUUUAUGAAUCAUCCAGCAUUCUAGAAAUAAAGAUCUAAAUUGGUAAGCCUAGCUAAUGUAGGUGGCUAAUCUAAUCGUAAUCUAAAUUCUAGUAGAAAAUCACUGGGCAUUAAAAUAAUGAAUUAGAGUAAUGAAAAAAUAAAGCAAGUAAAUCCCCUUGCCAAAUUCCAUUAAUCGAUCUAGAAUGCCAAUCAAAAGGUAAAAACUCAAGCUUUACCGAUAAGCAUCGAAAUUCAGCAGCUUGAUGAAUCUAGUAACCAAACAUAAACCUAUGAUUUCACUAGUUUAGAUUAAAUUGAUGUUUAAAACAAUGUCUAAACACAUUAAAAUAACCACAGCUUUGAAAACAUGUUAUAUGAUGUAACUUAGCUUUUACCCUCGAUGAAUUCAUUUGCCAAUCAUAACACUGCUGAUUCAGGUAAUUCAUUCAAUCCUCAAUAGCCUAUAUUGGUGCAAGACACAAACUAAGAAGUAUCCUUCUCAGAAUACAAUGACGAUGUUAAAAAGAAGGUAGUUUACCCUCCAAAAGCAUACAUGAAUAACAACUAUGUUGCAGCUGACUAUCGAUUAACAAGCAACUAAAAUAACUAUAAUGUUAAUACAGAGACUUUAUAUAUGCUAACUGAAUCACAGAAGUAAUAAACUGAUAAUUCAUUUGUAAUUCAGAAUACUCUAAAUUUCACUGGUUUUGAUUAGUCACCCAGGUUCCCUGAUCCGUAGAUAAUCAUUGAACAGUAAAAAAUGAUUAAACAGAUUUAAGACUAAAGUAGAUUGAGAGAUAUAAUCAAAAAGGUGGAAAGAGAUAAUUAGUAUAGAUAAUCAAUUGUUCAAGCCAGAAAUGAUGCUUAAAGCUCUUAGUAAAAAUCUAGAAAUAGAUAAAUAAUGUAGAAUCUAGAGUCUGAAUUGACUAAUGAUAAGUAAGGCAGAAUUGGGAAAGAGGUAAAACGAGAAGAACUGUCAAAAUCAAUAUUUCCCAAAAUGGAUAUGUCCAGAAGAAAUAGCUUAGAUUCCCUUCAUUAAAAUAAGUUCAGAGUGAGAUCAAAAUCUCUUUCUAAUCUAAGAACCAAUCUGGGUAUAUUCUAAGAUACUACAGAGAAGAAAAUUCAAAAUAAUAAACUUACUGAGAGAAGUAUGGUUGUGACCUAGCAAGUAAUGAUGAAUUCUAUGGUUUUAAAGUUUCAAUUUAUCUUGUUUCAAAUAUUCAUAAGUCUAAUGAUGCACAAUAAAAAUCCAAUAGUAUUCAUGCUGGAUCUAUACCUCAAAUAGAAAGAGAGUUUUAGGUGCUCAUAGAUAAAAAGACAAUGA
Messenger RNA from Stylonychia lemnae, 2598 nucleotides. The record is from the annotation of a GenBank genome assembly. NCBI's taxonomy places the organism in Eukaryota, Ciliophora, Spirotrichea, Sporadotrichida, Oxytrichidae.